CUUUUUUGAGUUAUAGUCAACGAAAUAUUUUAAAAAUAUAAAACAGUACAAUUGUAUGGCACUCAUAUGGACUUUUAUUUCCGAUGUGUGCUUACGUUUUUGGGCUAUUUUUCCGUGAUUUUUUUUCCUGCCUACCGUGUAUAACAUACAAAUUAAAACGAAUCGUUAUUGUUUUGUUUUUGUUUGUUAAUGUUUACUGAAAUAGUGAAAUCAAUCCAGUGCUUGCGAAUUCCGAUAAAAAAUAUAUUGUGAAGCUGAGUCGAGUCAACUGUUAUCUCGAAUAGUGGUGCAAUUGCCCUGAGAAGGAGCAUAUUAUUAUCAUUAGAGGCGAUUUAUCCGUCACAUGGUAUUUCGUUUGAACGUUUUAAUUUAUAUUUUUUUUAAAUCAAACUUACAAUUUACUGAUUCCGCAUGAUUUAAAAUUAAAAUCAAACAUAUUUCAAUACUUGGGAACAGUCCGAUAUUCAUAUAAAAUAAAAUAUAUUUAAAAAUGCCAACAUCUUGUUGUGUACGUGGUUGCAAGAGUAAGGGGAAUGGUAAAAUCAAAUAUUUCAGAUUUCCUAGGGACCUAAACCGUAGAUUACAGUGGAUACAAGCAGUCAGCGUCAUCAGAGAAAACUUUGUUCCCACAAAUAAUACCUUGAUUUGUGAAGCACAUUUUACUUCAAAUGAUUAUCAAAAUAGACCUGAUCUUAUUAAGUUGACACAUACUGCUGUUCCAAGUAUUUUCAACUGUCAAGAAAAUGAAAAACAGAAUGCUUCUCUGAAAAAAGUUAUAGAUUCGAGAUUAAAAUCCUCUAGAAUGCCUGCAAGAAAACGUCAUGGUAAUUUAUCAGACCAUACUUAUGUGCUGAAACUUCCCGAAGAGUCGAUUAAAUCGAAGAAUAUAGGUCCAUCAAAAUGUGUUGUUCACACAUUGAAUUCCGGUGAAUCAGAUAAAAUACCAGAUAAUUAUAAAAUCACUUUUAAACCCCCGGAGAAGAAUUGGGAAAAUAUUGCAAUGAUACAACAUAAUACUAUAUACGAUUUAAGGAAAAAAGUAAAAGUUCUUCAUCAAAAAAUCAGACGUUAUUCUUCAACAAUUGAAGCAUUAAAGGAGCAAUUGGAUAUAAUGAUGCGUUACUAAAAUCAAAUACCUUCAAUAAAUGUCAAUAAGAAUGUUUGAAGGUUUUCAAUUAA
This is a messenger RNA of Myzus persicae (green peach aphid), 1179 nucleotides long. Its product is annotated as THAP domain-containing protein 2-like. Gene Ontology annotation, molecular function: sequence-specific DNA binding. NCBI's taxonomy places the organism in Eukaryota, Metazoa, Arthropoda, Insecta, Hemiptera, Aphididae. The coding region runs from base 491 to 1126 and encodes 211 amino acids. The transcript is spliced from 4 exons. The record is from RefSeq and is a predicted model, not a curated record.